AGCACAGCAGCAGCAGCAGCAGCGACGGCGCACGGAGGCCUCGGCAACCCCUCAGUGCGAGAGCCGCCGCGGACGCCGUCGCACCGUGUGACCGCGCCACCAGUAGCAGGCCGCGCCGCGACCAGGGCUUUCUCCGUGCGCCUUGCCUCCCUUCGCUCGCCCGGCCGUGCCGAUUCGCAGCGCGAGCGCUCGUGAUGCCCGAGACAGUGUCCCGCCAGCGCGACGAGGAGCACCGCCCGCGCGCGCCCGCGCUGGACUCUCCGCGCGAAUGACCAUUCGAUUGCUCGAGCGCACCCACGCACACGCGAGGGCCAGGCGCGCGACGGGCCGCGACCGGUUGACCGCCGGUGCGCGCCACACCCGGGGCCAGCGCCGCCCGACCGAGACCCGCACCGCCCGCUCCUACGCCGCGAGCCCGGACUCGGCUUGCCUGCUCGUCUCCUCCGCGUUCGAUGUGCCUGUGAACGCGACGCCAGUUCGACGUGCGCGUGUGUGCUGCCUCGUGUGUUUUUGUGUGUCAUGUGAUUGUCGCUCGGGGUGGUGGAACACCCGCGCCUGCCGACGACCGUACGGACGGAGGAGAGGACAUUUCGGACUGCGAGCCUUUGAUUGAAUAUUGGAUCCUGUCUUAUACCUUCAGCUACGUAAAAAAUUGAACGUCGAUGAAAGGUCGAGCUUGCGCUUGCUGUGGCUCUCCGAGCCGUCGCUACGCCGCCGGGUGCCCCAGGAGCCGCGCCUCUCGCGGUAGGAUGACAUAGAAUGGGUUGGGCGGCGCUAGGGCGGCGUGCGGGUGGUGGCGGCCGCUUCUCGCCAAUCCUCUCGCUGUCUCUCGCCUCCCUCGCGAGCUCCCUGAUACUCGUCGUGCUCUGCCUGCUCACGUCGGCGAUCACCCUUGCCACCUUCAUCAAGGCCGAAGACAUCUUCGAGGAGGGCAAAUCGGACAAGGAGAUCUUGGAUAAUCUGCUACUGUCGACGCGUUACGACAAGCGUCUGUUGCCACCGGUGCAAGAUGCGGAUUUCUGCUGCGGGAUGCGCCGGCCAGGAGACGCGCUCGACGCUGCCGCAUCCGCCGCGACGGACGGCUCCUCUGCGUCUCCGGCAUCUCCGGCCAAGACCAAAAACAUCUACACGCCGCACCAACACCUACGCACUCACCUUCGCGGUACCUUGACUGUCAACGUUAGCGUGCUGCUGCUUAGCCUCGCAUCACCGGACGAGUCUAGCUUGAAGUACGAGGUGGAGUUCCUGCUGCAGCAGCAGUGGUACGACCCGCGACUGCGCUACAGCAAUCGCUCGCGCUACGAGUUCCUCAACGCCAUUCACCAUCACAACGACAUCUGGCUGCCCGACACCUACUUCAUCAUGCACGGUGACUUCAAGGACCCGCUGAUACCCGUGCACUUCGCCCUGCGCAUCUACCGCAACGGCACCGUCAACUAUCUCAUGCGGCGCCAUCUCAUACUCUCCUGCCAGGGCAGGCUCAACAUAUUCCCCUUCGACGACCCGCUGUGCUCGUUCGCCAUCGAGAGCAUCUCGUACGAGCAGACGGCGAUAACGUACGUCUGGAAGAACGACGAGGACACGCUGAGGAAAAGCCCGAGCUUGACGACCCUCAACGCUUAUCUCAUACAAAAUCAGACCAUCACCUGUCCGAUCAAGGCCAGCUGGAGAGCUGACGGACAGAUGAUCGUCGACCUCGAGGACGAGUUUGACGAGUUCGGGGACUCGAAGUGCUCGCUGUGCCAGCGCAGGUUUGAGGAGCAAGGUAACUAUAGCUGCCUGAAGGUGGACCUGAUAUUCACGAGGGACCGAGCCUUCUACUUCACCACGGUCUUCAUACCGGGGGUGAUCCUGGUGACCAGCUCGUUCAUCACUUUCUGGCUAGAGUGGAACGCGGUGCCAGCACGCGUGAUGAUCGGUGUGACGACCAUGCUCAACUUUUUCACCACGUCCAACGGGUUUCGCUCGACGCUGCCGGUCGUCUCCAACCUCACGGCCAUGAACGUCUGGGACGGCGUCUGCAUGUGCUUCAUCUACGCCUCGCUGCUGGAGUUCGUCUGCGUGAACUACGUGGGCAGAAAGCGACCGCUGCACAACGUCGUCUACCGCCCCGGGGAGAAUCCCGUGACUCAGCGGCUACCAGCGGUGCUCAACAGGAUAGGAAUAAUAUUGGCCAGCCCCUUGAAGAGGGAACCCGGCGGAUCGCAAGCUCCCGGUAGUGGUGCUGGACCCAACGAGAUUGUCACCUGUACCAAUUGCGGCCCAAAUCCAUGUACUCAUGCGGCCAACAAUGGAUGCGCCGCCGAGGUGAGAAAGAAAGAGCCGCCACAUCCGAUCCGAGUAGCGAAGACGAUCGACGUGAUAGCGAGGAUUCUCUUCCCAGCGGCGUACGCGAUAUUCUUGGCGUUCUUCUUCAUCCACUACAAGAGCGUUUCCUAGGGCCAAGCCUUCCAGGCUUACGCCGAGGAGUUGUCUCUCUCACCUUAAAUCAAGAACAUCAUCGCGUUAAGCCCGGAAGGAUAAACAAACAAAUGAACAAAAUGUAACCCUCGAACGACGACACAACUAAUUCUCAUUUGGAAAAUGGAAAACAAAGAGCCGAUAUAAUACAGUGUGUACAUAUAAUGAGGGUCGUUCGCAGAAACCUCGAAAACAUGAAUAUAUUGAUUGCGUGCGACUUUUUAAAAAAAACAAUGGUUACGUACUGUAUAUUUAAUAUAAUUUUUAUUAUAAAAAAAAAACAAAUCACGAUCGACAAAAAAGAGUGUGAGCUGCUAAUGCCCAAGGGAUUGUGAUUUUUGCGAUUAUUGUUGUUGCUGUUGAUUAACUCAUUGUUACAGAAGCUCAGCGACAACUCAAUAUUUAAUUAUACAUACACACUCACAAGAAAAAUAAAAAGCGUACUUAUUACUUAAAUAACGAUAAUAUUAUACAUGUAUAGGUGAGAAAGAGAUACGAUGAUGCACCAAUUGCGCCAACAUUCUCGAUUAAUUGUAAUAGGUGAUAAUGAAAGUAUGAAGAAAACGAAGUGCUUUCGGGUUCGAUUGUGCGAUGUAAUGGCACUGAAAUAGGCAAAGGUAUAGGAAAAUUCGACAAUUAUGAAAAGACAUGAUGAACUAACAAGUCGCGUAAUUUUUCACACAUAAUAUACAAAAAAGUAAUAUGGUCUAUGACGGGCAUGGGGAAUUCAAUAUUAUUGUAUACAUUCUACAUAUUCUGCGCGCGUUAAUGAUCGCAGGUAAUGGCAAAAAAAUAUUUUAGAAUAUAUAUUGCUGACAUUGUUAGAGAAGUAAGGUAUAAAAUAAGCGCGUGAUUACACGAAUAUUGAAACAAGUCCACGGGGAAAAAGGAAAAUACAAGCUUUCACGAGUUGUGAUAAGACACGUGCAAGAGGCGUGCAAUGGAAUGAGUAAGCUCGAUGAUUUGUGCUAAUACGUAAUAUCGUUCCUCGCGCGCUGUACCGCAAGCUCCAUUGUCGAGCGAACCAAUCAACAGAAGAGAGGGAAACUCGAUACCGCGCGGGAUAGAAUUGUACAUUAGUUAAAAGUAUUGUUAUUCCGGUACACUUUCGUCGCGCGUCAUUCUUUUAUUUUCAUUCAAGCUUGCGCGACGAUCAGUUUUCAUUUUUCUCCGCGAUAGUCCAAACGAAAAAAACCAUAUAUGAGUAAGCUUAUCGGAUCGGUGAGCCGUAUACCGGGAAUUUUCGACGUUAAUCGAAUAAAAACACUAGGCAAAAAAUAAUCAUUUACAAAAGAUAAAAAAAAGAAAAAAAAUAAAGAAUGUGUUCUUCUCACUUUUUUCAAUUUCACUCUAUAAGGGCAUAUACACACAGACACACACACACACACGCAUGGUUUAUGUAAUGGUUGAUGAUUUGAUUCUUUUGUGCAUUGCAUUCCUAAAUUUCAAAGCACUGCCGUCGAAAUUGGAAAAGAAAUUUUUUACAUAGAUUGAUGCUUCUUUUGGUCUCUCAAUUAAAUUUUACAUAUACUCAAUGUCGAAUGCUAUAUAAGCCUUGAUUUUUUAUUGUAAGGCUUUUUAUACAUACCGAUUUUCGUCGUACAAAUUAAUUAUUGUUAUAUGAAAAGCACACGAAUUUGCUCUUUUUGGGAUCUUUCAUUAUUGAAAUUAUAUAUGGAAAAUUCGCUUUAAUCGAAUCGUAGGGCUGUAGUUCAUGACAAGUUUGUGCAUUAUAAACGUAAGAAUUUUCAAAUCGUCGUAGAAUCUAUCGUAUUAAUAAAUAAAAACAGAAUUAUUAAUAGAUAAUACUGCAUCGGAGAAUACGUGUAUAAUAAUGAAGAAAAUUAAAUUUUAAGAAUUUCCUUAUAACUGGAGCAACGAAUAUUUAUUGCAUAAAUACAAAUUUGCUGGAAACGCGACAUGCAGAGAUUUUUCCACGUUCGUCUCAUUAGCAAGAAAAAAAAAAGAUGUAUUAAGACAAGUUAUUAUUACAAUUUAUAACCGAAUGGAUGGAAUAUUUAAGAUUGCAUUAGAUUCGAAACUCUGACGAUGACGGCUCGUGCAGAUGAAAGAAAAAGCUUAUAAAUCGAACAAAAUGCCUACCCACGCAGUACAACAAUGUGCUAAAAAGUAAUGCUACGACAAAAUUAUAUUUUUCAAAUAUAAAUCGCCUAUUUUAAUUCAUAUAAAUUGCGAUAAAACUUUUAGCGUGAAAUUUUUCAUCGCGGCUAAGAAAAGACGCAUAUUGGAGCGAGGAAAAACAGAAAUUGAAAUACAAUUGUUGGCGUUGCGAAUCGGUUGAUCUUUGAGAAGAGCAAAAAAAACAAUACAGAUUUUAUUACAAUACAAAGUUAUGUGAAAAAAACACAUUAAAGUGAUGAUCGAUUAAUGGAAAAAUUUUAUAUUCAUCGCGCUAAUGAGUGCAAAGUCCCUUAGGUGAUAAAAAAAACGCUAACUCAUGAUAAAUGUUUCUGAAAAAAUAAGUAAAGAAUGCUCCACGGACCAAAGUCACACAUUAAUCCUAAAUAUAAUACGGGGAAGUCUAUAAUAAUAUAUUGUAUUAGCUGCACUUAAAAACAAAUGAGAAACAACAUAGGCUGUGGCCCACCACGUGAAUCCUAAGAAAUAUAUUGAAUAUAUAAAUAUAAAUAUACUUUUACAAGCUUGCACGUUAUGAUACUCACGAUCGUGUUAUCAGAAUAUAAGAAAAUACGUAUAUCGCAGGCAUGCACGUAGUCUAUAUAUCUGUAUAUAUAUAUGAAAUCUAGUCAUCCGUAAAGUAUUACAGAAAAUAUGUUAACUAGUUGUGUUUCGAAGAUUUUUUUUUGUCAUGUAAUAUAUAUUUUAAAUUUGUUAGUUUUGGGUUUUUAGAAAAUUGGUUGUAUUUGUAUAUAUUCAUUGAAGCAAUUUACCAAUUGACUGUUAUUCUUUUCUGUUUUGUUCAUUCAUUGCUAUUACAUUGAACGGUGCGAUUAUGUACAUGCCUGUCUUUUGCUAUACUUAUAAGCGUUUUCAAUUCAGUGUAUCUGUAAUAAAUAAUAAACUUUUAGACGCAUACACUGAAAACCUGAUCAAAUAUAUUUAAAAAGCAGAAAAAAAUUAUUAAGAAAGAUUUUCUAUAUAAUUCGUUAAAGAACAAAUGAUAUAUAUCUAUGUAUACGUUUUCAUCAUGCUACAUAAUGUUUAUACAUUACGAAAUAUUAGAAACGUUUAAAAAAAUAUUGCAAAAAACGAAUAUAGCAACAACAGCAAAAAAUAUUUAGUAUGAAUUAUUGAACUUAUAACGAAUAUGCAUCGCCGAUCAUUGCAUGAGCAAAACUUCUUCACCCAUCCUAGGCUUAAACAAAACUUUUUCGCAUUCAAAGAAGAUCCUCAUCGAGCUAGAGCCAUAUUAUCAAUCCGUACUAUUGAUUUUUCGUUUUGUGUAUACAUUACACUGUCAAACGCGAGGCGAUUAAGCAAUAGAUUAAUUUAGCCGACAAGUGCGUGAAACGCCGCUGUGCGGUUCGAACAAUUAUACGAUUCCUCUUUCCGACUACAUGCUCGUUAUUCUAUUUUUUUACGACAAAAAUUGACGCUUCAUACAAAUUACGUUCUAGGAGCAAUGGUGUAACGAUGAAACGAGCUUUACGAGCCGCUUCGCAGUUGAGCGCUCCCCUUCUCGUCGUUCCAUGUCGGCCGUUGCCAGGCUGGAAGCAUGCGCAGAAUUUGCCUACUGUAAUGCUCGGUUUUCUUUGUUAUCGAGGUGCUAGUGGCGGCUGAUGGGUUGAGUUGAGCCGCGGGAUCGAGAGCAGCAAGAGAGAAGAGGAAGGAAAGAGAUAGAGAGAGAGAGAGAGAGAGAGAGAGAGAGAGAAACAGAGAGACAGAGAUGCGUGUGCUCGUCGGGCCCGUAGGAUGCAAGCCAGAGGGAAAGAGAGCGCGCGAAUGCAUCGUUGAUGUAAGAGUCCGUGAGUAUACUAGUUAUCUUGGGUCCCAGGUAAACCACAGUGCCACAUACCGGGGAACCGGCUCGCGCCCUAUCCGGUCGUUGGGGAAUUAGGAGCACCGGACCCUAAGUGUAUCCAGCUUUCACCAAUAGAGAGCGUCAUCGCCAACAGCCCAUCAUUAUCGCCGACGGUGAUUUCUCUCUCUCUCUCUCUCUCUCUCUCUCUCUCUCUCUCUCUCUCUCUCUCUCUCUCUCUCUCUCUCUCUCUCUCUCUCUCUUCUCUCUCUCUUCCUCCUCUGAAUCAGGCCUGCACUCGGACGCCGUCCUAUGUCGUAGCGCUCGCCGAGCAUUGAUGCUGUAGAGCAGCUGUAAACCAUGAACGGGCCGGCACCUUUACCACGUCGACGCGACCGUCGGGCAGUUAAUUUACCAACGGUCGCACGUAUAUUCGGCAUUGCGCAAGUGCGCGUGGUUUUAUUUUAUUCCGCUGAGGCAGCGGCCUCCCAAUUUUACAUGUAAGCCGGUAACGUAAGUCGAGUCGUUUGUCGGAAAUAAAUUGUUUAUUUUGUAAUUCUUGUGUCAACCUCGCUUACUGUCCGUCCCUCCACCUGCAUGCGACUCUCUCCAGCGUUCGGUUGCUGCGUUCGCCCGACGCUACAUUAAGGCGGUCUCUUCGCCUCCCUCCUCGCGCAAUAAAAGAAUUAGUAACGAGAAGCCACAGGCUUCAGCGAAAUUCUGCGAACAUGGCUUAACCGUUACAAUGGUUUGAUUAGUAGUAUACAGCAAUAAUGGAAAAAAAUGGAAUUUCUUUUCUCCUAAGUAAAAAUUAUAAUACGUAAAAAUGCAUAUUACCUAAAUGUAAUCUACUCGAACGUUAUUGUAAAUAAAAAACGAAUUCUAUAUAACUUUUUUGAAUUAUAAUCUAACAUUUCCAGCGUUUUAUCCUCGAAAAAACAACACCCAUAGUCAUCAGGCAAUCUCGAGUCGGCGAAACUAUUGUAAAUAAAUAAAUAAAAUAGAGACAACAAAUUUAUUGAAAACUAUCUUCAAAGCAAAAAAGAAGUAUCACGUUUUAGCAUCACGUAGAUAGAGACAGAACGAGCGAUACGGAAGUCAAAGAAAAACGCCGAGAGAGAUAAAAAUGAUUAAAAAUCAAAACAAAAAAAACAAAAAAGAAAACAUGUUUGAAAUAAACUGAAUCU
Molecule: messenger RNA, 7587 nt
Organism: Phymastichus coffea
Lineage: Eukaryota; Metazoa; Arthropoda; Insecta; Hymenoptera; Eulophidae
Gene: pHCl-1
Product: glutamate-gated chloride channel
Exons: 16
Coding region: 760-2439 (559 amino acids)
Biological process (GO): chloride transmembrane transport; chemical synaptic transmission; signal transduction
Cellular component (GO): membrane; synapse; neuron projection
Molecular function (GO): transmembrane signaling receptor activity; extracellular ligand-gated monoatomic ion channel activity; neurotransmitter receptor activity
Source: RefSeq, a predicted model, not a curated record